AUGCAUCUUCCCAAGGCAAAUGGGCCAUUCGAUGUCGGAGUGGUUGACAUUGAGGUACCUGUUCGUGAGCCAAAAGACUUCAUUCCGAGCUUUUUAAGCCAUGUUCGUGUGAAUAAGCUCUCGAAAGAUGGCCACAAACUUGGUCUGAAAGAUGCGCGAAAAGUGUACGCAAAUUUUGAAAAACUUAUGAAAGAUGUGCCCAUUGACAUGGACUCCAAGAUCGAGGCAGAGCACGAUUAUCUGCACGACAACGGCUUUUUCUUGCGACAUGCUACACUCCAGUUUCGCACCAUUUUAUUCUCUCUCUACUACCCAAGUGCCAAGAUGCGUCCGCGAGACGCAAAAAAGCAUCCGCAUGCCCGCUGGCUCGGCCUUCCAUUAAAGAAGACCGCUAAAAUGGCAUGGGAAUACAUCGGCGAAUAUGGCGCCCUUGCUCGAGUCUUUGUGCCGGCCAUUGUCACACUGGCUCGGUCUUACCUCCAAGCCCGAGUCGGUUUACCAUUGAUGGAACCGUCUCAUGUACCCAGUGAUAUUGGCAUGGGUGCGGAUGAAAAUAAUAUGAAACAAAUGACAACGAAGAGUUUCCCAGUCGUGGUGUUUUGCCAUGGCCUUGCGGGAAAUCGACUGGCGUACUCGCAGUUUUGCAGUGAACUUGCCUCGCAUGGUUUCGUUGUGGCAGCCAUUGAGCACCGCGACGGAUCCGGUCUCGGCUCUCUUAUGUGGUCCGGUGCGAACAACGUCGAAAAACAAGGUUCAAAGCAGGAAGCCAAGCGGUUCGAGAAAAAUGUCAAACUGGGUGCAUCCGAGUCACUAUUGGAUUAUGACAUGAGUGCUGAGUCUUCGAGCGCUGCUACAUUGAGCUUACUGCAUGAGUUUACGAAAGUGCCGUACCUGCCUUUUGAAAAAGUGGGUCUGCGUGCAUUUACUGAACCUCAAGGACCCAAAGAGCAAGGACUUCGACAAGCCCAGCUGGCCAUGCGCGCAUCUGAGAUCCAGGAAGUGAUGUACGUGCUGCGUCGUAUCAACAAUGGCGAUGCUGAAUGGCUGGCUGAAUCACGCACGCGCAGUCUUGGUUCAUUGCUCUGUGGCCCCAGGACUUUCAAGCGCAUGCGACAAAAGAAUAUUGUGCCGCGUUGCGCGGAUUUCUUCUUGUCGUGGAAAGACAAAUUGGACGUCGAUUUUCCCUCGUUGAUCGGUCACAGUUUUGGUGGAGCGACGCUCUUUGAGUAUCUGCGACUGGAUCAGAACCUGUUCAAGUACGGCAUUAUUCUAGACCCAUGGAUGGAUCCUGUUCGUGAUCCACGUAUGGAAGAGGAUGUUCGUCUCAAGUUGCGCAAGCCUGUCUAUGUGAUCAACUCGGAGGGCUUCUCGAUGUGGCCUGAGCAGUUUAGCAAACUGCAGCGGUGCACUAUCGAUGGCCUGGCUGCGAAUGAGCACCAUCGCGGUUGGCUCUUGACGCUCACUGGUACGAACCACGGUGAUUUCAGCGAUAUGCCUUUCCUUCUCCCACGAGUAUUUGGCUCAGCUAUAACUGCACACGAUGCUAUUGCAACGUUUGCAAGCCUUUCCAUGACUCAGAUCAAGCUGAUUCGACAAGAUCGGCUUGCAUCCAUGACACGCUUUGGAAGCCAGCACGAUGUCGUUGAGCCGAACGAUUUUAUGCGUAAACCCAGCGGUAUGCGUUUUAUUUCAGACAGAGAGGUGCCACUAGAUGACGAGUUUCUCUCACGUAUGUACGGCACGUAUGUUCUUUCUAAGCGCAUGCGACGUCGGCCUGGUCGCAGUAUGUUUUGGGAAUUGCGCGGUUGGAGAAACCAAGCGGAGCGCGAUCCUCUCACUUCUAUCGGCAAGAAAUACUUGCGUGAAAAGGCGAAACAAGAUAAGAAGAUAACCAAGGGGGGGCCUGCCGAAAGUGAGGACGAUUCUUCGGAAUUUAUGGACAGAGAAACGCAGCAUUCAUUUGUGCCUCCUUUUAUUGAUCCAUGUGCGGAUCCGAACGUGUGGGAAGAGCAUAUCGUUGAUGCCGAUUCACUCAAGGUAUUCGAGCAGUGGCAGAAGGACGUGUCGAUUAAACAUCGCACGCACCGACCACUCUCUCUCUUCACUGUUGUACUAUGGUUUUGGGGCAUCCGCCAGGGUCUCGCACCCCCCGGGCAUUUGCUUGUUCAUGAUCUAAAGUGUUGA
Malassezia restricta is the source of this 2184-nucleotide messenger RNA. Its product is annotated as platelet-activating factor acetylhydrolase. Gene Ontology annotation, molecular function: 1-alkyl-2-acetylglycerophosphocholine esterase activity. The record is from RefSeq and is a predicted model, not a curated record. Lineage: Eukaryota; Fungi; Basidiomycota; Malasseziomycetes; Malasseziales; Malasseziaceae. The coding region runs from base 1 to 2184 and encodes 727 amino acids. The transcript has a single exon.